AUGGAGAUAGAAUUCGAGAAUCUGGAGAAUUCCUUCAGGAACCUGAGCUGCAACUAUGACUACGUGCCCUCCGCGAUAGAACACAUAGAAAGUCUGGGCACGUUUGGUAUCGGAUUGUUGAGCUCGGGCGCCAUUCUUUCAACCCUGACCCUAUACUUCGCUGUAGACGCCUGCCACAAUAUUCUUUUCCAAAAGGAAACCAGAUUUUACAAGACCAACAGCAUCAUGAUCCUCUCGGUGUAUCCUGUAGCGAGUGUCUGCAGUCUGACAGCAAUUGGGAUACCAAGGACUCAGUUACUAUCAGAGACUGUGACUCAAAUUUUCCUAACAGUCGCGCUCUAUCGACUGUAUCUCUUGAUAGUCUACGUAGGGUGCAAAAAGGUGACGAAGUCGACGCCGUUAAUGCUGAGAGUGGGCCCAUGUUGCUGCUGGCCCUGUCUGCCCUUUCCAAAUCUUCAAAUGACCGACGCCACUUUGUCCUGGCUGCGGCUUCUAGUCCUGCAACUUCCUAUUAUCCAGGGAUUGAUUUGUUGCAUAUUUCUGUUCAUGUCGAUAGAGGAACCAAGCCUAACGACGCAAUAUGGCAUCUGUUUCCAACCGUUUACCAUAGUUAGUAUACUUCUGGGAAUAUACGGGCUGACCAUUACCAUGAAGAGUAUGCAGGAAGUUGCUCCAGAAGCAAAGCUGCACCGCAAAGCUACAGUGUUGCAGAUGGUGCUGUUGUUCUCGAAGCUACAGGCGUUUAUUGUCAAAACUCUUCCUCAGACGGGACUGUUUCCGUGUAAUCCACCGAUUACACCGCAGAUUUACGCCAAUGUUACCUACAAUGCCCUGAUGAUAAUCGAGAUGCUGUUGCUCUGCUACGCGGCGAGGCACGUUUAUUACGUCGAGCUGGAAAGGGAGGAGGAGCAGGCGGCGGUUGAGGCGACAGAUCGGUCCAAAGACAAGACCGCGGAACAGGCGAACUCGUCGACGAAUAACAACGAGGCCAACAAGCAGACGUCAACGUUGACCGCGUGA
Molecule: messenger RNA, 1020 nt
Organism: Habropoda laboriosa
Lineage: Eukaryota; Metazoa; Arthropoda; Insecta; Hymenoptera; Apidae
Product: organic solute transporter alpha-like protein
Exons: 6
Coding region: 1-1020 (339 amino acids)
Biological process (GO): transport
Molecular function (GO): transporter activity
Source: RefSeq, a predicted model, not a curated record